Molecule: messenger RNA, 2439 nt
Organism: Haliotis rubra (blacklip abalone)
Lineage: Eukaryota; Metazoa; Mollusca; Gastropoda; Lepetellida; Haliotidae
Product: protein mono-ADP-ribosyltransferase PARP3-like
Exons: 11
Coding region: 137-1741 (534 amino acids)
Cellular component (GO): site of double-strand break
Molecular function (GO): NAD+ poly-ADP-ribosyltransferase activity
Source: RefSeq, a predicted model, not a curated record
AGACAUGUCGGGCCGGCCGGUAUAUAGAGCGAUAGAGCCGAGCUAACGACUCCAGCUGCCGGUUGUGUUUCAGCCUGUGGAUAUUUUCUCUCUCAACAAUCGUUGUCUAACGAUAAGAUAACAGUACAUUGUCAACAUGCCACCAAAACGGAAGGGUGGGAAGGCGAAGGGCAAGGCUGGAGGCAAGAAGGCCAAGGUCGAGGUGGAGGUGGAGGUCGAGGAAGAGGAAGAGACGACUACGCUGAAGGACAAGAUCAAGACGCUGAAGGCAGCGGACGCGGGCAAGAAGAAGUCCCACAAGCCCGACUCCUUCAUCCCAUCCAGUUCCUCCUAUGAGGUGGAGGAUGACUAUGACUGCAUGUUGAACCAGACGAACAUCGGCCACAACAACAACAAGUACUACGUGAUACAGGUGCUGACCCUCGGUGGGAAGUACUACACCUGGAACAGAUGGGGCAGGGUGGGGGAGUCUGGUGCAAAUGCCUUAAAGGGACCAAUGGCCCUAGAUGCAGCAGCGAAAGAUUUUGAGAAAAAGUUUCAAGACAAAACCAGGAAUAAAUGGGCCAACCGCGACAGCUUCAAGCCUGUGCCAGGAAAGUACACUCUCAUCGAGAUGGCGAAUGAUGAUGAGGAGGAUGAAGUUGAUGCUCCUGUGAUAGACACCAAGGGAAGAAAGGUAGAGGAGAGCACUCUACAUGUAACCACACAGAAACUGGUGAAUCUCAUCUUCGACCUUGACAUGUUCAAAGACGCCAUGAAGAGCUUUGACAUUGACGUGAAGAAGAUGCCACUGGGUAAACUGAGCAAGGCACAGAUAGCUAAAGGCUUCGAGUGUUUGGAGGAGAUUGAGGACGAGUUGAAGAAGAGCAAGCCAGCGGCGGCUAAACUCAGGGAACUGUCGUCGAGGUUCUACACAGUGAUUCCACAUGACUUCGGUCGCAAGAUUCCGCCAUCUAUUGCUGACUCGGAGACUCUUCAGAAGAAGAUGGACAUGUUGGCUGUGCUGGGAGAUAUCGAGCUGGCUCAAAGUCUACAGAAAGACAAGGACAAAGCUAUGGCAGCUUCUAAGGAUGCAGCUCUUCCGAACCCCAUUGAUGUCAACUAUGGCCUUCUCAAGUGUGGCCUUGAACUUGUUGAUCCUAAAAGUGAGGAAUUCAAGAUUCUCAACAAGUACAAGGAUGCCACUGAAGGUUACAGGAAGGUCAAGAUUCAGCACAUCUGGAAGGUCAACAGGGAUGGCGAGGCUUCUCGGUUUUCAACUCAUAAGGCUCUUGACAACAGGAAGCUGCUGUGGCACGGAACCAAUGUGGCCGUCGUGGCAGCCAUCUUGAAAAGCGGACUGCGCAUCAUGCCCCACAGUGGGGGGAGAGUGGGGAGGGGCAUCUACUUCGCCUCAGAAAACGGGAAAUCUGCUGGUUAUGUUGGGACCAAUGGCAAGACUGGCAUCAUGUUCCUGAAUGAAGUCGCGCUCGGCAAGGAGAAGCACAUCGACCGGGACAACUCCAGCCUGGUCCAGGCACCCAAAGGAUUCGACUCCAUUGUAGCCAAGGGGAGGACCGAACCAGACCCCAAGCUCGACACGGUCCUUACCAUUGAUGGCGGCAAGGUGACGGUUCCACAAGGCAAGCCAGUGAACCAAUCCAAGUUUUCAGGAAGCAGCUUCUCUCAGAGUGAAUAUCUUGUAUACAAGGAGAGCCAGAACCGGAUCCGGUACCUCCUUCUCAUGGAGUUCUCCUACUGAACAUCAACAUCAACAUCAGCUUAACAUCACCUGCCAAACGUCAGUGUCAGCUUUAUUAACGAUCACUUGCGAACAUCAUCUAUACAUUAUUGGUGAAGCCUUUGCAUCUGCUUCAACAGAACAUCAACAUCAGCUAAAACAUCACCAGCUGAACAUCGUCAGCUCUUACAACUGAACAUCAACAUCAGCUCAAACAUCACCAAGUGACCAUUGUCAGUUGUACAUCAGCUCAUAUAUCACCAGCCAAGCAUCGACAGCUUUAACAACAACUAAACAUCAACUUUAACAUCGCCAACUUAACAUCAACUCUAACAUCACCAGCUUAACAUCAACAUUUCCACGUCUCGUUAAGGCAUCACACAGAGUAUUAUAUGUACUGAAAAUCUGUCAUCUUCAAAGCAUUUAAGUUAAACUUUUAAUGAGUUAUUUACCACCAUUAGGAAGUCUGUACCUAUUUCACUGUUUCCCAUCUCCGCCCUCACUGAAUUUUUGUUCUGACGUGAAAUAAGAAGUCUUAGUUUUCUCCGCUAGGAAAUGUAUUCCCUGAUGUGAUUAAGGAAAAAGUCUUACCCUUUCAGUCAUGACUGUCCUUGCAAUCUUUCUACAUCCAUUAAACAAUUGUUUCCAAGAAAAACAUGUCCUUCUACGUCAAUUAGACAGAAGUGGCAUAUUACCAUGUGAUCUAAGUUUCAUCUAAA